Messenger RNA from Penicillium chermesinum, 723 nucleotides. Its product is annotated as VOC family protein. NCBI's taxonomy places the organism in Eukaryota, Fungi, Ascomycota, Eurotiomycetes, Eurotiales, Aspergillaceae. The transcript has 2 exons. The record is from RefSeq and is a predicted model, not a curated record. The coding region runs from base 1 to 723 and encodes 240 amino acids.
AUGCUAAGCCAAACACCUUUGCUGGACCAUAUCGUCAUCCUGGUUUCCCAUAAAGAUCUCCUCGAGAUCUCGAAAUUCCUCGAUGGCCAAUUUACACUAGCACCAGGGGGGACUCAUGCCGAUGGACUCACAGCCAAUAAGCUAAUCCUCUUGCCUGACGGAGUCUAUCUUGAACUGAUUGCUUUCUUCGAUGACGUGGAUCCAGAGCGACGCCGUCAACAUCGCUGGGGCAAGGCAAAGGAAAACACCAUCAUCGAUUGGGCUUUUACCUUGCCCUCAGAGGAUGACUUUCCCGCUGUGCAGAAAAGGCUCCAGCAGGCUGGAUUCGGUGGCUCAUAUACUGACCCUAUCCCCGGCGGUCGUACAAAGCCAGAUGGGACCAUCUUGAAAUGGGCAGUGAGCACUCCCCGGGAUUCUCAAGGAAAUCCAGCACAGCCCGGUUCCUUGCCUUUCUGGUGCUUUGACCGGACCCCUAGGGAGAAGCGUGUUCCAUACGAAGCAGAGAAAAAACCUCACUCGGCACCCGAAUGGGCGAAGGUUGUUUAUGACGCAAUCUUGGGUGGGAAUUGGAAUUAUGGUGUACCCUCUGGCUCUAACAACGCAAGACAUGAUAUUUCUCUGUCCAGCGGCGACACUACUGUCAGGCUCGUUUUCAAUGGGUCGAAACCUGGAAAGGGCGAACUUCUGCCAGGCAUCUCUUUUGAGAUCGAGGGUCUAUCAUAG